Mytilinidion resinicola is the source of this 1068-nucleotide messenger RNA. RefSeq lists its product as uncharacterized. NCBI's taxonomy places the organism in Eukaryota, Fungi, Ascomycota, Dothideomycetes, Mytilinidiales, Mytilinidiaceae. The coding region runs from base 27 to 824 and encodes 265 amino acids. The transcript has 4 exons. The record is from RefSeq and is a predicted model, not a curated record.
GCCUCACCGCUUUUUCCUAUUAUGCCAUGGCCAUGCCUGUUUCGGCGUGUCCUAUAUGUUGUCCCAUGCAAGGCCGUUGUACUACUGCACAUGUACGACCGGAGGCACACAGCGGAUUCUACAGCUGCCACGUAGAACCACAAACAACUUCAGGAGCUGGAGUAAACGCCGGCUCUGACUCGGAUGCUGCCGCGAAGAUCGCUGUCAAUAAAGUGGAGAUCUCAUGCCGCCAGUUCCCUCUUCCCAUAAUCGCGACUUUCACCCCUAAAGCAUACUACCCUUCUUUCUGCCCCUUCUCCUUCCGGCUCUCCAACUCCACCGGCGCCAUCGUCGCCUCCAGUUCCUGCGGGGUUGACUGCUUUCUGUCACUCGCUUCGGGCCAACCCACCAUCUCCGUCAAUCCUGUGUGCGGUUCUGCGUCUACCUCAACCGGUGGUCCUUCCUUCUCCUGCACAUGGCGUCGUUGUCGUAAAAAGACCAAGGCGAGAAGGCCGAGGGCUAUUACGCCUACAGGCACGCUCACUCCGGCGGCGAUGGCAACGGUGCGGCUCGAGGAGUUUUUAGACCCUUCGGAAGAGUUUGACGUAGCGGUAGCACGAGCUGUGCUCGGGAAGGGCGUUGACGCCGGACGUGCGGUCGAAAAGAGGGAAGAUGGUGCUGUUAUAGCUGCGGCUGAUGAGAUAGUCGAUGAGCCUGAGUUAAUCAGUACGCGUUAUGGCAGAGCUCUGGAAGCAGAAGCACCCGUAGGAUGUCCUCUGACCCCCGUCGCCGCAGCCGGAACUCAUGUCGCGCACUAUCGUACGGACCUCCGCUUCAGCGCAUGACGAGAGGAGGGAGUAUUCCGGCACUUGGUUGAUGUAGAUCUUGGUGGGGCCUGAAGCCAAGUACGGAGGUAAAAGAAAGUAUAUGGACAGUAGCAGUGGCCAUGAAAUGCUCGGAUAAAACAUAUUGACAUCUAUAGCGAGAGAGUGUCUAGUGGGGAGAAGUUGGCAUCAAGUCAGACCUUGGGGGUGGAAGGAUCAAUAGAGUCUUAAAAUGCCUUUCACAUGGCUGGCUGAUACUAACAUC